Molecule: messenger RNA, 1476 nt
Organism: Cladocopium goreaui
Lineage: Eukaryota; Dinophyceae; Suessiales; Symbiodiniaceae
Source: the annotation of a GenBank genome assembly
AUGGAGGAGAAUGGAGGCGCAGAUGGCACGGAUGGUAUGGAUGCAAAGACCCAGCUGAACCAGUUUUGCCAGAGGUACUGCCUUCGCCCGGUCACAAGGAAGGACAUCUUGUACUCGACCACAAAGUUUGGGAACAAGCAGUAUCAGUCCAUCGUUCGCCUGAAUUGCAUGGAGGGGCAGGAGUAUGCUGGUGAGCUGAGCGAGACUCCAAAGGAAGCAGAGAAGUCUGCAGCACAACAGGCUUUGAAGGCCUUCGCUGGUGUCAUCAGUUCGCUCCCAGCUGGCAAACCUGCCAAGAAGAAGAAACCUGAAGGGGGCGACGACGUGGCCAAGGUGAAGAUACCUGAUGCGGAGAACCCUGCACUCACCGACAAGGUGAGGCUCAAUGCCCUCUGCAUGCGGAUAGCCAAGCGACCGCUGGAGAAGGGCGAAACGCUCUAUGACACACAGCAGAUCGGUGUUGGAAAGAACCCCACGGGCUACCAAUCGACGGUGCGUUUGCCGUGCCUGCCGGAGGAUUGGUCAACGAAGCUCUUUGUUGGGGAGGUCUUCCAAAACAAACAAGCUGCUGAGCAAAGUGCAGCCAGCAAAGCGCUGAAGGCUGUUGAGGCCGAUACAGACCUAUGCGCUCUGGCUGAUGAAAAGGUGCCAAAGAAGCCCACAGAAGGAAAAAAGUCCAAGGGAAAGGGUUGGAAGAAUGGAUGGUGGCUGUCGAAAGGCGGUCCCGACCUCCCGCGAGAGGUGGUCUCCGAGGCGAUGCUUUCGGCCACAGUACUGGAGUGGAAGGGCUCAUUCGGCUGGGCAGCGACACAGGACAUGACAGGCUUGGCGCAGCUGCAGGUGAAGCUAUCACAGCCCUUUGAACAUCCAGGGUUGAUCCAAAAAAAGUCUCCAUUUAUUGAGAUCAAGAUCGACACUGAGCGAUGGCCAGAGGAAGGUGUUCCCAGCUUCUUGUUCCCGGGACACCGAACACGGCCAGUGAGUAGCAGAAUUGCCCUCAACGCGGGCUUUGAGAAGGAUGAGGAUCGGGUGGACUACAUGGAGUCGCCCUUUGGUCAGGCAAUGGGCUGGCUGGCCAAGGCUCUCUCAGAAUCGCCUCUCAAUGAUGCGAAGAUUUCCUUCGCCAAGAUGCAAGCAGGUGACUACGAUGAGGAAGCUGCGCAAAAGAAGUUGGAGGGCUACAUUGGAGGUGACAAGGUGGUCAUGUUUUCUUUCUCCAAAUGCCCCUUUUGCAUCAAAGCCAAGAAGGAGUUGAACGACAUGGGCGUACCUUUCACUGCCCUGGAUCUCGAUCAGAUGGACCAGGAGGGAAAGGAGCUGCGAGCCGAGCUGGCGAAGAAGACGAAACGGACCUCCAUGCCCAACAUCUUCAUCGCGGGUGAAGGAAUCGGAGGCUGCAACGAUGGACCUGGAUUGAUGACUUUGAAGAAAGAAGGGAAGCUGGAGCCCAUGCUAAAAGAAGCUGGUGCCAUCUGA